UCGUUAGCUGUUUAGAUUUAACAAUUCUUUUAAAAUGAUCUUUCACUUAGAGGCAGAGUCAUUCGGCGCAGAGCCGCUAGGGGAUGCAGCCCCUGCAGAUGCAGACCCUGAAGAUGCUAGAGGCAGGUCGUCAUCUUCAUCUUCUAAGAAGAGAGGUCCUACGCGAGGUUCAGAAUUACAUGAGAGAACUUCAGUGAAAAGGGUCAUUGGAAUUAAUGAAUUUGGGCAACCGAAUAUAGGGGAUGCAAAUCAGAUCGCAUUCAAUUCAAGCAUUGGUGUUUUCACCCAUGCACACAUUCCGAUCACCUACACAGACUUUCUGUUGGUGCCUCCACAAUACAUUCAGAGGGUCAGUGAUAUCCUGGCAUGUACUUAUGAAUUUCAGGAUAACCAAGAAGCGUGGUCACCAUACGUACUGUUGGAAAGGCAGGGGUGGCACUCGCCUCAGGCGGAGGCACGGGUGCGAUCGGCGGAACAGGAGUCUCCGAAGCCAGAACUGCAGGCUGAGGAGGGGGGUGGGGGAACCGAAUAUAUUAAGGACAAGGAUCCUGUAGUUGUGAAAUCUUAUCCUGCCCCUAUUGGUGUCUCUAUUGAGGAUUGGAUGAUCUUCAUGGAUUAUUGCAAUACUGAUAAAUUCAAGGAAUCAAGUGUAAGAAAUGCAUCCAAUCGGGCCAAACAAGUUGGCCCUUCUACACUUGGUCGGCGUAGCAUGGCUGCCACACGUCAUGAGAUGGCAAUUGAGAGGAAUCUUACUACUGAUGCCGAGGUUGGUAGGGCUGAGGUGUACAUCCGAGCCCAUACAACAAAGGAUAACAAAGUGCAGUUUCCAGAAACCUUUGAAAAAAUAAAAUCGAUUCAAAGUAGUAAUCCCGCAUCUCGGAUGACCAGUGUAAAUGAUGCCCUUACACAGUCAAUUGGGAGUGAUAGUAGAGGGCGCAUGCGGGGGAUAGGUGGGAAUGUAGGCAAGAUUACAUUGAAGAAGACAAUGCCUAUUGUACAUAAGCUCGGUGUGGUGUCGCGGGAAUGAGAUAAUUUGGUAGAUAAAUUAGAUGAAAUGCAGAAAAGCCUAGGAGAUCUCCACCAGAAGUUUCAAUGCUUUGUAGAUAAGCAAGGGGAACAAGGGGAUGUGGCUCCACCGACAAUUCCUCCAUUUAAAUCUAGUCAUGCAUCGUCGCCUGAUUUGGUAAAUCUUGGCAAGAGAUGCGAUCUCUGUGAUUGGAAGAAAUGGGUAAUUGCUCGUGGUGAGGUGCAUGCAGUGGAUCCAAAAACCCGUGUCCAUGGAGCAGAAAUGGGCGAUGGAAAUUUUAGUGUUGUCCUGAUGGAGAUUAUAGCUCCGCAAUCAGAGCUAUGGAAGGAAGAUGGUUAUCAUGAUACGCUUGGAGAGGUCGGUGUAGGAGGAUUUGUCGUAUGGCCCAAGCUAUUUCUAACCAUCUAUCCAUGAUGUUUAUGAAUAUUAGACAUUACAAUAACUAACACAAUUAACUUUUGUUUUUAAACUAUAUCGUAACAUAGACAGAUGCAUGCAUAUUAUGGAAUCGAAUGAAUUUAACACUCACUUCAGAUUACACCCA
This is a messenger RNA of Magnolia sinica, 1571 nucleotides long. RefSeq lists its product as uncharacterized. The transcript is spliced from 8 exons. NCBI's taxonomy places the organism in Eukaryota, Viridiplantae, Streptophyta, Magnoliopsida, Magnoliales, Magnoliaceae. The record is from RefSeq and is a predicted model, not a curated record. The coding region runs from base 35 to 1027 and encodes 330 amino acids.